This is a messenger RNA of Pyricularia pennisetigena, 1353 nucleotides long. RefSeq lists its product as uncharacterized. Bases 1 to 1353 code for a protein of 450 amino acids. Gene Ontology annotation, cellular component: nucleus; 90S preribosome. Lineage: Eukaryota; Fungi; Ascomycota; Sordariomycetes; Magnaporthales; Pyriculariaceae. The transcript has 2 exons. The record is from RefSeq and is a predicted model, not a curated record. Gene Ontology annotation, biological process: maturation of SSU-rRNA.
AUGCCAAAAAGGAAAAGGUCGGACGAGGAGGAUUUUGAAAAGACCUUUGAGCGCUUCAACAAAGAGCUCUUCCGGGCGCUCAAAGUAGCCAAGGGCUUUGAGAGGCAGCGGCUGGCAAAACGAGUUAAAGAUGUGAAGCUGCCCCAGGACAAGAUUCAGCGGCUGGAGCAGGAGGUGGAGGUGCUCAAGGCUUUGGAUCUUCACCAAGCUGCACAAGCCCACCUUUGUUCGGCUUUGUUAAAGGUCAAGGCGGCAGCUCAAUCACCGCUGCUUCCGGAAGCCAUCAAAAACGGCGUGCCGAAGCCGGAAAUCUCAGAGGAGGAACGCCACGCACUGCACAACGUGACCAGCGCUCUUUACAAGCGCAACCAGGUUCGUGCCGUCAUAUCGGCUGCUAUUCCCGCCCUCUGCCAGAGUCUUGGGGUAUCGCCGCCCGGUGAUAAAUCCAAGGCAAAGGCCGAUGCUACUACUUCAUCUAAAAAGGAGUUUAGUGAUGAUUCCUCAGCCAAGGUUUCGGCGGCCAAGUUGUUGCAAGAAAGGCGAAAAGGCCGGGCGGACCAAUCCUCUGGGGAAGAGGAGGAUUCGUCUUCGAAUGAAGAUGGAUACGAAUCAGAAGAAGAGCUGGACGACGAGACCAUCGAUCGAAUGGAGGCAAUGCUUGGCGACAGCUCGUCAGAGGAGGAAAUGGACUCGGACGGUGAAGGUGUCGCCAGCUUGAAACGCCUAGCUCAGCGUAGCAGCCUUGACGACGACAUAUCACUUCCUGGAAGCGAUUCCGCUCCCGAAGAAGAAUACCCCGAAGAUGACGAAGUCACAAUUCCAUCAUCCUCAAGCUCUGAAUCCGAGCCCGAGGCAGCGGCACCGCCACCCAAAAAGGCCAAAAAGAAGGAAAGGAAGACGAAGCCAAUGAGGGAUGAAGAGAUAGUCGAGUCAGUAGCAUUGCCGACCCUGAUGGGUGGCUAUAUAUCCGGAUCGGAGGAAGCAUCAGAUGUCGAUGUGGCACCGGCGCCCCGCAAGAACCGUAGAGGUCAGAAGGCGCGUCAGGCCCUUGCGGAAAAGAAGUACGGAGACAAAGCCAAACAUCUCAGCAAGCAAAAGGAGGCCGGCUGGGAUCCUAAGAGGGGUGCUGUGGAUACCGGCGACGGCAAGCCGUGGAAAAGGGGGGUGCGAAAUCCGCUACAGCAGAAAAAGGAUGGUGACAGUAAGGGUCCUAAGCAAGAGGAGGCCAAAAAGCCUGAGAAGAAGAGCCGAGAUGACGAUGGUCCUCUUCACCCCAGUUGGCUUGCCAAGAAGAAGGCCAAGCAAGCCCAAGAGAAUGCGUCUUUCCAAGGAAAGAAGAUAACAUUUGAUUAG